Molecule: messenger RNA, 1239 nt
Organism: Adelges cooleyi (spruce gall adelgid)
Lineage: Eukaryota; Metazoa; Arthropoda; Insecta; Hemiptera; Adelgidae
Product: DNA (cytosine-5)-methyltransferase 3B-like
Exons: 6
Coding region: 148-1131 (327 amino acids)
Cellular component (GO): nucleus
Molecular function (GO): methyltransferase activity
Source: RefSeq, a predicted model, not a curated record
AAUUUUCACUUGUACAAGCACUAACACUUUUUGAUUUAAUAUAUAUUUUUUUUUUUUAUAGAAAUAGUUGCUUGAAUAUAUUAACAGAGAAAAACUCGUCAGCAUGACAAACUUUUAAUUAGCGGUACACAACUUGAAUGCGCAAUAAUGGAUGAUAAGAAAAUGUCACAGAACGAGCUCGAAAAUUCAAAGAUUUCAAAGAUGGUAAAUAUUGACAAAGAUAGAAAAUAUAAUAAUAUUCUUCCGCGACUAAGAGUUUUGUCGCUUUUCGAUGGCAUCGGAACUGGGUACUACGCGUUGAAACAAUUACAUUUCGAUAUAGAAGUGUUUUACGCAAGUGAAAUAGACCCCAACGCAUUAUUGUUGACUUGGUCGCAUUUCGGAAAAGAGAUAAACGAACUAGGAUCAGUCACUCAGAUUGAUCAGUCCACGUUGGAUCGAAUUGGGCCCAUUAACUUACUCAUAGGAGGUUCGCCUUGUUCGGACUUGUCCAACGUAAACUACCGCAAAAAGGGCUUAUACGAUGCUACCGGUACGGGAGUACUGUUUUUUGAGUAUUAUCGUGUGUGGAAUUUGUUGAAGGAAAAAAACAACAAAGAAAAUGGUACUUUCUAUUGGAUGUACGAAAACGUAGCCAAUAUGGAAUUGAAGCACAAGAAAAUUAUCUCACAAUUUUUAGAAAGUGAUCCGUACGUGUUGGAUUCGCUCGACUUGUCGCCACAACGCAGAAGACGAUUCUUUUGGUCGAAUAUACCGAACAUUGAAAGUUUGCAGUGUGCGCGUACCGCCAACGAUGUCUGUACGCCGUUGUUAGACGAAUACUUGGACAAGAAUUUAGGCCGCAAAGCCAAUGUCGACAAAAUCGGAACUAUCACGACCAAGCGAAAUUGUCUGCAAGACGGUAAAUCUCGAGACCCCGUUAACCAGGACGGUAUAAAUAUGGGCUUGUACAUCACCGAGUUAGAAAAAAUAUUUGGCUUUUCACCACAUUACACCGAUGUUGGAGAUUUGUCAAUUAACGACCGGCAAAAGUUGUUGGGAAAAGCUUGGAGUGUGCCGGUUGUAAAAAGUAUUUUCGAACUUCUAAGCGACAAAUUUGCAAUAAAGAAUAACAAUAACAAUAAUAUUUAAUGUAUAACAUGUGUCAAAAAUAUUACACGAUUUAUAUUUAAGCGUUUUAGUGGGAAGUUAUAAUACAAAGUCGUUCUUAACAUAUGCCUACUUUUAUUUUUACUUGAU